Poecilia latipinna (sailfin molly) is the source of this 1523-nucleotide messenger RNA. Its product is annotated as perforin-1-like. The record is from RefSeq and is a predicted model, not a curated record. The transcript is spliced from 8 exons. Gene Ontology annotation, biological process: immunological synapse formation; T cell mediated cytotoxicity; defense response to virus. Gene Ontology annotation, cellular component: membrane. Gene Ontology annotation, molecular function: wide pore channel activity. Bases 1 to 1392 code for a protein of 463 amino acids. NCBI's taxonomy places the organism in Eukaryota, Metazoa, Chordata, Actinopteri, Cyprinodontiformes, Poeciliidae.
AUGCUGCCUGAUUCCACUUCAGCUCUUCUUCUCCUAAGCGUCCUUGUUCACUCCUCUGUUCAGUCAUAUCGGACUGGGACCGAAACAGAGUGUGAUGCUGCUCCUUUUGUACCAGGCCACAAUCUGGUGGGGCAAGGUUUUGAUGUGGUCAGACUGCACAUAAAAGCUGAUGUGAUUGAUGUGAAGACUUACCUGAGCCCCAGCAAAACCUGUAAACUCUGCAGCAACCCUCUUCAAAACCAUGUCCUCCAAAAACUUCCAUCUUCUGUUGUGGACUGGAGUUACGUCAGUCAAUGCAGUCCUGACAUCCACAGCAGACUUCACACCUCUGUUAGCUCUCUGGUUGAGUCUUACACAUCCCAAGAUACCAAUGAUUGGUCGGCUGGCUUCAAGGUUCAAAUGUUUGUGUUUGCCGGCCUAGUUGCGGGAGGAACCGGCUCCAAAGCCUACAAAUUUGCUUCACAAAGGAGCAAAGAGGAUCGCUACACUUUCAGCAUACACAGUGUCGCCUGCAGUCAUUAUGGUUUCAUAUUAUCAAACACACCUUCCUUAAGCUUUAAAUUCAAAAAGCAGUUAGACAUCCUUCCACCUCACUACAACUCCUCCACUAAGAAUGAGUAUAGAAAGCUGAUAGACAUCUAUGGCACACACUACUUCACAAUGGUUAAUCUUGGAGGGCGACUGAGACGACUGAUAUCUUCACGAAGCUGUUUGUCCUCCAUGAAUGGGUUAAACGCAAGAUGGAUCCACACCUGUUUAUCUAUGGGUGUUGCUGUUGGCUUGGGGAAGAUGAAACUCUCUAGUAUCCAGAAGCCUUGCAUCCGUGUCCUACUAAACAAGGACUUUGCCACUGGCUACAGCUCUGGUCUCCACCAGCAUUUCACAGAGGUGUCAGGAGGAAAUGGUUGGUUGGGGGAGUUUUCAAUUUUCAAAAAUGAUUCCAUAGGUUACAUGAACUGGCUAAAGAGCCUGAAAGAACAUCCAGAUGUUGUUUCGUACUCCCUUCGAUCUCUCUAUCAUCUCAUGCCGAAUGAGCUCCUAAAGGCAGCAGUGAAAGCUGCUAUUGAGCAGUAUUUGAAGGACAAUGCUGUGAAGAAAUCACCCCAAGAACCACACUGUGUGGGCAGAACUCCUAAUGUGGCCUCUAACUGCUGCCCUCAGCACGCCUCAUGGGGAACUCUAUCAGUGACCAUUGUUCGAGGCUGGGAUCUAUACGGAGAUGUUAUUGGACAAACUGAUGGCUAUGCCAAGAUGUACUAUGGUUCCAUACAACGCAAGACCAAAAUGAUCGAAUCCAAUAGACCGAAGUGGGACGCUGAGUUUAAUUUGGGCAAGGUCAGUAAACAUUAUCAUCACAGAUUAGCUGAAAAAGCUCAACAACAGACAAAUUGAUCUAUUUCCGCUGCUGAUGCAGCAGAAUUUAUAGAUCUAAUACCAGCAUCAAUUUUUGCAAAAAUAGACAUUCAAUUACCGGCAGUGAGGAUAAUUGGGUUUUUAUGCAUCAGUCUUGAAAGAAAGCUGAU